Salvia splendens (bonfire salvia) is the source of this 453-nucleotide messenger RNA. Its product is annotated as nematode resistance protein-like HSPRO1. NCBI's taxonomy places the organism in Eukaryota, Viridiplantae, Streptophyta, Magnoliopsida, Lamiales, Lamiaceae. Bases 141 to 437 code for a protein of 98 amino acids. The transcript has a single exon. The record is from RefSeq and is a predicted model, not a curated record.
GAGUUGUUGACAUUUGCUAUUCUGGAUAUUGACAUGCAAUGAUUUUGUUUCUUUGAUUGGAUGUGGUGACAUGCUAUACUAUCCUCUGUUUUUCUCCAUUGAAGGCCUACAAGAGAGCUGCAGAAUCACUGGAGAAGCUAAUGGAUGCCCCGAGGAAAGAGCUGCCGGACACCAUGGCUGCCGUUCGAUUAUCUGGGAUGGAGAUCAGCGACUUGACAAUGGAGCUCAGUGACAAUGGUUCCGAUUCAGAACUCUUCUGCUUUAGAUCUCGCGAGCUCGUGGAGGUGACGAAAUCAUCCAAGGAUCUGAGGCACAGUGUGCCGGCGGUGUUGGAGGUGGAGGUGGAUCCGAGCGGUGGACCUAGGAUACAGAAUACGUCGAUGGAGCUGUAUAGGAGAAAGGAGGAAUCCGCGAAAAUCAAUAUCACAAGUUGUUGAUAAGUUGUUAACAUUU